Molecule: messenger RNA, 9691 nt
Organism: Dermacentor albipictus
Lineage: Eukaryota; Metazoa; Arthropoda; Arachnida; Ixodida; Ixodidae
Product: serine-rich adhesin for platelets-like
Biological process (GO): neuromuscular junction development; positive regulation of protein tyrosine kinase activity
Molecular function (GO): protein kinase binding
Source: RefSeq, a predicted model, not a curated record
GCAGGCCUGACUCAACGGCAAACGGAACAAAGAGCCGUCAUAUUUCCAGCGCGGUGGUGCUUGCUCACAAUCGACCCAAGCUUUGCUUCUCGCGCGGCAUCGUCACAGCAAGUUCGGCCCACAACAAAACAGCCCGACAACACUGACAACAUCCGCCACCACGUGGUCGGUCGGCCGCUCCUCGCGAUUUCAGCGUUGCGUCCCGGAGCCACCCGCUCUGGCUGCGACUCCGCCGCCGCCAGGGUAGCGUCAGAGUCGCGGCCGCGCAGCCAAUCAGAGCGGGCGCCGGGCGCGAGUCUCGCGCGACGUGCGCCCCCCCGGCAGCAGCCGCCAGAAGGCGGCCAGAUUGAACGCGGUGCGUCGGCCCGUAGCGGGGUGCCGGGACAACGCCGCCACGGUUCUCGAGCGACGCCGACCCGCUCUUCUUCCGGCGGCCGCGCAGUCGCUGGCGGCCUCGUGACGCGUGUCUUCGACGGCAUGUGCGCGUGAUGCACGGCGACGCCCGCAAAGCGCGGCCCACGAGGGACGACGACGACCCACCGCGGCUCCGCAAUACUGCGUGGCACUGAACGGAUUUGUGCGUCUCAGCUACGACCAUGUGCGACCCGAGGACGGUGAUCGAAGGAUCGCUCAAGUACCGCGACGGCCGAAAGUGGAAGAGCCGCUGGUGCGUCGUCUCCAAGCUUUCGCCUGUGGCAGGUGAGUUUUCAUGUUUGCCAUGGCGGACAGAACAUUACCGUCUAAACGUAAGUGGACGCAGGUUGGGGCAUUCCUUGAAGGGAACGAAAUAAAGCAACAUUCCAAGGUAUCUAAAUUGCAUCCACGUGCAGCUGUACCGCGACAGCAAGGAGCGCUGCAAGCAAGGCCCGACCAAGGCGUCGCUGUCGCUGGCGGGCUGUCUGGGCCUCGAGUCCGGAUUCACGCUCGACAAAGAGAGCCACACAAUGGCGCUCAUCUGCCCCGACCUUGUGCUGUCGCUGGCCUUCGAUUCCAGGGAGCUACUUAUCCAGUGGCAGGUCAAGAUACGCGCCAAUGUUGCAGAAGUGCAACAGUUUCUGGUGCAGAUUUGGCACGCGCCGGGCCGCGCGAAGCUGGCGAGCGGCCCGGCGCGACUACACUUGCAAGACCACCUGUUCUGCAUGACGUCGGGGGUACCGCCUCGCCUUUUGGGCAGCUGGCCCCUGAAAGAACUGCGUCGAUUCGGACUGGUCGACGGGAAAUUCUGCUUCGAGGGAGGUUCCAAAUGCGGCAAGGGCGAAGGGCUGCACGUGCUCCACACCAACCAGGCUGAAGAACUGGCCGAGGCCUUCGAAGCGGCGUCCCGGGGGAAGCUGGCCGCGCGCAGGAAGCUCCCCUGCAAGGCUUCAGCCAUGGAGACGCCGUCGCGGAUGUCGCUGCAGCCCCGUUCUCGGGCCCAGGAGUCGAGCCAGUGCAGCAGCAGCGAGUCCCGCCGGCCGCUGCUGAGCUCGGGCUGCUCGGACGUGGGCUCCUGCGAUGCCUGCUUCGAGAUAGUGCGCUUCGCCGGCGACGCACCCACGCCCGAUGACUUCUUCCGCUCGAGGACUUUCUGCAAGGUCCACUACAGGUGGCCUUCGUGCGUGUCACAAGGCGGUCCCGCACCCAGCGUGUCUUCCAGUGACGCUGAGAGUGCAGACACAGUAUCACUGACCAUCAGCGACAUUCAAGAACCCUUGGGUACGAAAGAGACCUCUGACAACCAAGUCAGCAGCCCUAUGCCUGUCUCUGGCAGCGCCCCCGCAGUAUGGACAUACACCCACUGCGGAAAAUGCGGGCGUCACUACUGCGCCCGUUGCAGCUUUCCCAGCCAGAGUGGCAGAUCUCCGGACGGCAGCCGAUGGUUCGCUCCGCAAUGGACAUCGGACCUCAAGACGCACCAACAGCAGGCAUGGACGACCGGCGUGCACGGAAGGUCGCCAAGCGUCGCAGACUCCGGAAGCCGACCAGCCAGUGGAGUGGCGCCUCAAGCGAACGGCGGCCGCGGUGGCAAACCCUCAGACCGCGCGUCGCUCUGCUCCCAGAGCAGUGGCACAAGCAGUGCCAGCACCAGCGGCGCCAGCACUAGCUCGUCCGAGUACAACGUGCCACGGAGCUUCCUGGAGUCUCUGUACGACCAGCCUCGAAGCGUCAUUCACACGGACGCCGAACUGUUCAGAAACUAUCCAGGCGUCCGUCCGUCCUCCGGAGCGACGCCAUCUCCCGUGGUGGACUCUAUGUUGCCGGGGGUCCAUGGCUUCAGUGCGGCGCCUUGCAUCUGCAGCGCCCGUGGCACACAGCCGUGUCCCGAAACCCCUCUGGCGCGCUCCGGUUCCAGCGACUCCCCGCUUGCGUCGCCCAAACGUUCCACGCCGCAGCCGAGGCCUCCCUGCACGUGCAACGUACGACUGCAGUACCCAAACUACGACGUCCCACGAGCAGCAUUGGCUAAUCUCUACCUGAAGGAACAGUCCAAAAAUGCCGCCGACAUCACUCCUGACCUACCUUCGAGCGACACCAACAUCGACGCCGCGAUGCACUACGACGUCCCCAAGAAAUAUAAGGAGCACGUGUCGCAGCAAGAGCCGUGUCAAGGAACAAGGACUGCUCGGCUACCGUUAGCUUGCUCCUGCGGCAACAGCCUCUUGCCAGACCCCCUCUCUAUGUGCCAAGAACUUAACGCUUGCAGCCACGUUCGAGCUGCUUGCACGUGCAACCGAGUAACAUUCUGGGCCGGAAAUCUUGUUCCCUGUUUCCAAAGAACACCUUCCGAGGAAAACCAGCCUGCUACACUACAAUGCUCGAUCAGCUGCGCACCCUCUACUAUAUGUAGGGAACCAGGCAAGCGAAACAGGAUGCUUGGUAUCGUGCCCGACAGUAAGAAGCCGGACCACUUCUCCGACUAUGUGAACUGUCAUUUCAUAGAGUCUUUGCCGCUGUACCAAAACACUUGCGCGUUGUCCUCUCUGUCGGAACAGUGCGACUCCGAAAACGACGUGAAAAGCACUUCCGAAAAGAAAGUGAUGCUGCCAGGUUCCCCUUCAGUAAACCAAAACCAGUUCAAGAGCCCCGAAAAAUCUGCGACCUUGAAGAAGGCAGCUCCACGCUGCUCUCCUUCGUCAAGUACCAUCGGCGAAAGCUACGAAAUGAUGUCCUUCCGCGGUUCAUCAGAGCAAGUGAGCGUCGUCUGCGACAGCAACUACAUCGCCAUGCGCCCAAUCGAGCCUUGCAAGUGCGACAACGAUCGCGGCAGCAGCAAUGCCACAAGCUCGGACACAAAAAGAACUCCGCUUCCACUGCGGCCAUUCAUGCCAUAUUUGCUCCCUUGUGAGGAAGAGUUUCCAGAAGACGUGUCUUCCGAAACCGAGACAAGUUGGAAAAACAGCCCCAAAUGCAGCAUCGCAAGCAGCAGGCAACGCUCGACUGAGACGCCAGACAAGCCAUCACCCCUCGCUGACGCCAAAAGAAAGGUGCUCACGAAGAAACGGUCCAGCUCGGCCGAUGGGCGCCAAGAAACGGAAGAAAUGUCGGAGGCGGAAGAGGCCGUCCCCAUGGGCAGAGAACGGCGACCAACGUUUAACAAGCUUCCGUUCCGAGCUAGGUCUCAGAACUUGGUCGAUGUUACACCGCCGUCUUCAGUGCCUUCCACUCCGAACAACCGUUCUAUGGAAAAUUUGUACCGAAUCCCCUUUCACAGGUCAGCUGACUGCCUAAAGUUGAAAGGCGACUUCAGAUUUUCGGAGGAAGACAUCUCAAUGGACGCCGGUAAUGCCGAUUUGGGCGAUGCCCCUACGAACGGCACCAGUAUCAAGCGCUCCUCUAGUGUGCCUUGCAAACCGCAACAGCAGGACACCAUUUCGAGCCCGUCGGACUCCGGCGUGUCGACGAGCCUGCCAGAAAGCUCAGAAACUGUGUGCGAGCUUGCGGCGCACGAAUGUCAUAUGAGCUCGCACCCUUCGCUUCCAAGAAACCUCGAUGAAGGGACGACUGUGAGCCACCGUCGCUGCGACGAAAGCAAAAGGUUUAUUCAAGAAGCAUUCGCGCGAUGCCCACAGCAAGGGGCGUUCGGACUCCCUGGUGAGCGGUACGCGGCUGGCCUGAAAGGUUCCUCUGAAAGCAGUACUACCUCCUCAGACAGCGACUACAUCGAGACGCUGUCACUCUGUAGCAGCGGAAGCAACGGCAGCGGCUCCGAGUAUCUGCGAUGCGAGGACAUUGCGGCCGGGAGGCCGUGCCCUGUGUCGUGCGGCCUCAAGCCGCGCUCAGCCAAGGAAUACAACGCCAUCGACAGGUCGGCCAUCCGCCACGAGAUGCACGAGGAAGGCGUGUGCGGCGCGGUGCUGCACACCUGCCACCAGCGAACACACCACCACGCGCCGAUACACUUCACACUUCCCAAGGCGGCGCGCAGCGCACCUCCACCAUCUCCUGUACAAGGGCAGGGCGCUAGAGGAAGCGCCACCAAGUCAAGCCCAGCUGCGUCAUAACAGUCUAGUCGUCCCAGCGUUCGAGUACCGUGCCAUGGUUAGGGCUUUAGCCGCCUUCAUCAGCUUUGCUUCGGGCUCACAGCCCAAAAACAGCUACGCUGUACGGGAAAGAGAGAACAUUAGCGCCAAGAACCCAAUAUGGGUGGAGUCGGUUUAGUGACACCUGCUGCGAAGGGUCCAGGCUUUUCCAGAGGAAGUGUUCAAAUAUCACGAGUAGCGCAGCAGAGACCGAUUAAACGCCGGUCGUCGGCAGCAUAUGUAACAUGCGACGAGUCAGUGGCCAGAAAUGUCUAAAAGUUUAGUCAGGGAUAAACAUACAUCAAGCUUUGAGUACUAUGUAAGUGCGUACACCCUUAAAUGUCAUUUGUCACUCAUUAACGUCGUGGGCAUGGCAUGACUAUAAUAUAAACGUCCCUCAAAUACUGGCCUGAGUCAACUUUAAUGUAUUGUAAAGUAUUCUACUAGAAGCUUGGCGGCGGUUGCUUUCACCAACCAUUUUUUCUGUGGUGUGUUCAGAAGAAACUUCGAUAGAUGGAGUCUUUUCAUGGCAUACCAGGUUGCAUGUACACAUACGCUGCAGUGUGGCGCCUGCGAAAAAGUCGCAGGAAGUUUCUAUCCUGAAACAUUACGCAUUUCAUGGUGCCGCGAGAAGCGGUACACCACGAAGCCCUUAUUGGGCAUUCAUUAAACCAAAUUAUUCGUUACAAAAUAGAAAACCUCAGUCACGACAUGUUGUCGCUAGUCUUGUAGAUAUGGUAGUCUUCACAACAGGUAACAAUUUAGGCAGAUCAUUGUUUUCUGCGCGAUCUGCAUGCUUGUGUUAGAGAGCCUGUCAUUACGACGUACUAAUUUUGUAGAUAAGUCAUCACAUUUACGUCGAGAGUUCAUUCUUUUCAAGUUAUAAGAGGGUCAUUCACUUCUGUAGAUAUAUGAAAAAAAAUUGGAGUAUUCACAUGUACAGGCUGCGAGGUGUGGCGUCCGUUACCUUCCUAUAGUAUGUGGCGUUGAACGCGAACUUCCCUAUAGUUCUAUAGUGGUGCUCUUGUGGAUCUCUAAUAAACGUGUGUAUAUGUGUAUGUAUGACCGUGCAUAUAAGAGAGUGUGAAUUAUUCCAUUUUUAUUGACGUGACAAACUCGAAUAAUUUUUCAAGGCUUUGUUUUUCGUUAUCAUUCAUGUUUCCACAAUAUACAAGUAUAUGAUUUUGCAACGUUGUUGCACGAGCGAUAGCUUUGACGACGUCAUGUCGCAAGCUAGGGAAAGCAAGCUAAAAGGACAAUGUUUGCUUGCGCUUAUGCGACGAUGAUGUCAGAGUGCCAGCCUGGGCGAUCGACACUCUGUUUGCGAUGAUAGUGGCGAACCUGCAAAUGACUGAACGCAAAUAUUCGCAUCGAUUACUGCAGUGAAGCAGUAUUGCAAUAGAAGCGCCAAGGCGCAAAGAUCUUUAUAGCCAUAUUACAAGGGCUCUAUCAACGGCCGUUGACCCUAACGGUGGUUGCGAUCAGUUGAAGUUGAGAGGUGUUACAUGGCAGCUCCAACUGCCGUCGGCAUCAGAACUUAAACUGAGAACAAUACGGAGGAAGGAAAAGCACUAGCAGGAAGCAUGACGUCAGGUAGCUAGCCUCGGCAGGCCAACCUCCUUUGACGCCGCCCGUCCUUUCCUUCGGAACCUGCAUGUUGACCCUUGGGCAAUAGGCUUUCCUUGGUUGUCGGUCCUUUUUAGGCAUUGUUUGGUUCGUGGUAGCUCUUAGCGAGGCUCUCGUCGCAAGUACACGCAGCGCGAGCAAACGAAGCCAGAGCAUAGAACGGGACACGACGGAGAGCUUCGUUUUCGUCAGCUCGCGCUGUACGCACUUGCAAUCUCGCGCCAACUGGAACAAGGAAACGUGUUAACGCUCUCGUCACAAUCAGCCCUCGCCACCUGCUUUUCUUUACUCCCUACUCUCCGGGUGCCCGGCGACUAUAAAUUACCGCUUGCCUAUCACGUGGUGGGGGCCUCCUUGCCGUGAGCCUUUCCUCUAUAUUCUUUCAUGACUGCGCUUCAAAACUGUCGCAUGGCGCUUUCUUCUAGUCUUUUUCCUUCCUCCAUGAUCGCAGUCAAGGCAAGUCAUCUGUCAAGAUGUCAACUAUCUCCAGUGUUGCGAAUGCGGCGUCACAAGUUUAUUCUCCCAAAAAGCGUACGCAUAAAGCGACUUCUCUAUCAGAAAACUCUUAUGUUGGUGUCAUUUGUUAUCAAAAUAAUAUAGCGCAAGCAGAUAUAAACAGAUUUUUUUUUCUGAACAUGAUUUAAAAGUGUGAUCACGUGAUCGGAUGCGCAUAACAGAAUUGAACGCCGAAUACGCCUUAUAACAGCCGAUAGAAUUCGUUCAGCUGAAUGGUCGCGCAGUUGAAAAUGUCCUGGUAACGCGGGUAUUAAAAGUCGUGCCAUCGAGUAAAAUAGCAUUGCUGACUUGCAAGAAAUACGUACCUAUUAUAACUAAGCCCUUGUAUCGUCUACCGCGUUCAGCGACAUAGAUUAAAGUUAUAAAGUGCAACUGGGGACGCCAGCAAUUAACGGGGGUUAAGCGGGCUGAUUAAGUGGCGCUCGAAUUAUGUUUGCUUGUAGACUAAAUGUUAAAUGUACCUCAAUACAGCUUGCGCUUUGUUCUUCCGAAGCGUUCAAAGAGCGCUUUUUGAAUGCACACACCUGUUGAGCUCAACUACAAAAGAUUUUUUUUUUAUUUGAAUGCACACAAGAUGCAUCUUAUCGUAUGAAGUCUUAUAGAAUACUUACUUGCGCAGUGUCAUUUUAGGCCUCAAUUCAAGCUGUCUCUUCAAAGUUAUGCUUUCACAGCUUUUAAACACCUCUAGUAUUACAAUGAUGUUCCUGAGCGUAACAGCUUUGCUUUCUGUUGCGCUUAUAAGCGAGUCUGUUCAGCCCUGUCGUGUUCAAUUCACCAUCCACAAAGCGGCGCAAGAACUCACGUGCUUGCGUUACUUACUUUUGUCGUAGGAAGCCCGAAAUGACUACACAUUCCGCCUGCUAUAUGACUACCCGCUAAGCUUCGCAUUGCUGGUUUACUUGUCAUGCAUCUGGUUAUCCAAAUACAGAAGUGUCAUUGCAUUCUUAUUUUAAGCCUAAGCUUCGCGCACUUACGACAGCAUUCAGCUAUGACCCACAUACACUAACGAUAACAUUGUCGGGUAACUAGUCAGAAUAAUCGCCAAACCAAGACUUAAUGUGCGCGUAUAAUAACUUUCGUAAUUUUUUCACCCCACCAUGCUUCCGUGCUGCUUCAUUUGUGUGUGCGUGCGUGCGCGCGCGCGCUACGGAUCUGAGUCGCGAAGCCUAGCGCGUUAUAGAUAUACAUAUUUUUUUCACAAAAUGCAACUGCUGCACAUAACCUUACAGGCUAAGACGCAUUCCAAGGGCAUGGCACGAAGUGGCUUAGUUAUGUUUGUUGCUUCUUUGAAAGGAAGAUGGCACUUUUGGACAUACGAAGUUAUAUGGGAGAUGCUUAUACACAGCUAGAACCUAACAAGCUCUCCGGAUUUUAACGACGCUGGGUGUGUGAUUAGGACACUAUAUUAUACUCGGUAUUAUAAAACCAACCUGCCUGUUCUAAACUACUUGGAUUCUAGUCUUCCUGCUCAAAUUUAAAAUAAGAACAACAUAGAGAGGUCAGGUCAGUCUUGGAUCAAUGCUUGCUACCAGCAGACACCCCAGCGGACACCAUUGGUCACCAAGCUUCAUUCCAGGUUUAUGGAAUGACCCUGAGCAGUUGGCCCUUUAGUCGUGAUUACGUAUUCAUAAAAUCGUGAACUAGAAUAAUUCGCCACGCAAAACAAGGAAACCAGUGCCGUACAAAUAAAUUAAGUAAACAGCGUAAAGCAGUAAAACAAAAAGAUACAAAGUUAACACGUCUAAAGGCAGUACGUUACAGAACUGAGAGCUGUCUUCGAUCCGUGCUGUUUACAGCUGUAAAUACAUACGUAUAUGUGAACGGAAAAGGUAGAAAAAAACAUGCAUGCGAGAAAACUAUCUGAAUCAAUGUACAAGUAUAAUGCAUUAUUUAGCGUUGCACCACACACGGCUCUUUCUCUUGUUUAUUUCUUUCUAUCUUUAUUUAUUUGUUAAAAUCUUAUCUAAACUUUUCUUCUGACUCCUACUGCAGCGUGUUGCCACAUUGAGUAGGGUUUUCUUGUGGAAUUUGGAGUUCCCUGUUCAGUAGCUCUUCACAAUAUAAUCUUUAAUUCGCCACAGUAUCAAAUAUUUGCUUUUCUCUCAUUAAGCCUGGACACAGGCUCAACUCUUUGUUUCUGCUCAAAACUACCUACUCCUUAUCCAUUUCCCGCACUUAACGCAAGCAUUUAAAAUGCUGUGCAGUAGACGAUAGAUAGAAGGGUUCAUCUGGUUCCCGCUGCUCCUGUAGCGUUGCAGUGUUGGAUACGCUACACAAGUUUCACUAAGCGGCUCCGUUAUGGAUUUCAAUCACGGGGGCAACAACCCAUGUACUUUCGACAAGGACCGCACAUAAAUCAAAGCACUUGUGCAGAAUUUUUUCUUAAUAUCAAUGUAUGGCUGUAGAAGUAUAUCAUACGACUCGGAGAAAUUACAGCAAGACGAGAAAUUAAAACAAUAAAUGCUGCUGCAACAGACGUUAUAUUAUCGAGUACUUCACUCCGAAUCUCUGCUCUUGACAAUGUGAAACGAAGAACAUGGUUCUUUCGCGAUAGAACCAAGAUUAAGAUGUAAAAUGACAGGUGCACAAAGCCAGUGAUGGCAGUAGUCAAUUAUUUGCAGGUCUAACUAUCAAGGUGCGCUGACCCAGCGUUAAAAAUGCAAAUAUACACUUUGGGUCACUAGUCAGUCAAGGGUGCUUGCUCGCAUUGAACAGUACGACAUGCGUCUGCUUCUUUAGAACAAUGGCUCAAAGGAAGCGUAUUAGUUACAAAGGCUAGUUAUACUGCCCUAUGUGAACUAUACAAAGGUCAACCUUCCAGCCUGUUGCCCAUAACGCUAGUUUGUGUCCGUUAGUACACGUCGGUGUUUAUUAUUUCAACACCUGUUGUUUAGCUUUUUGUCAAAGUCGCGUUUAUAUUCUUUUUUACUAUGCUGUCUGCAGCCUGCUGUACUAUUUGCCGUUUCUCGAGCGUCACAGCGUAUAGAUGUGAAGAAUGUAUAGGUAUGCGCCCACGAGAAGUCAAAUAAAAUACGGUUGUACAAGUACUC